Messenger RNA from Symbiodinium natans, 4293 nucleotides. NCBI's taxonomy places the organism in Eukaryota, Dinophyceae, Suessiales, Symbiodiniaceae. The record is from the annotation of a GenBank genome assembly.
AUGCUUUUCCAAGUCCUCAGACGCCUGAUCUGGGAUAUUGGGUCAUUUACAUCACAUGUGCUCACCCAGUGGGACAUUGCAUUUCGCCUGUCGAGACGAUCGCAGGUUGGAGAAUUGAUGGCAGUCCGUGAAUGCGGAAUUUGCCAUUACUGUCUUCCGACAGGUUUUCCAACCGCCCCGUACUGUGAGGACGAUCGCUAUGUACAGGCGCGAGUUUUUGCUCACCGGUGCACUGGAUGCACCCUCCGCCAUUUUGUCGCGGGAGAUAGGCCUAUGUACACGGUUGAGAGGUACCACCACAGACUUCUACAUCGCGCACAACACGUGGUGUGUUCUGAUCGCGAGAAGUCCAAAGGGAUGUUAGCUAACAUCAACCUCACACAUUCAGCCAUAGUCGAAGAGCCGUCUCUAGACAAGCAGUACAGCUACCAGACGUACUUGGCACAUGCUGUACGGGCGGAGCUUUUGACCCUGGGGGGAGACAUUCAGUUCCUCCCCAAUCGCCAUUUUGGCACCCAGACCGGUGUUCGUGUCACCGGACCGCAAAGUGGGCCCAGUGCUGAUGCGUCAGCACCGUCUGCGACUGUUCCAACGGCAGACGAACAAAGACCAUCUGGGAGCUCCAACCCAGAUGGUGCGUCUAGGUUCAUUGAACCAGGGACCCCACUAAUCCCUUACACGACUGCUGAUGCUGGAAAACCCAUGGAGGGAGUCCAGAUCAUCACAGAUUGGGAAAAGGUAGACCUACGCAAAGACAUGGGUCGUAAGAUGGAGGCACUCGCUGUCCUCGAGCAUGAGGCAAAAUCCUGCAUCGUUGACGACGACGUUUUGGAACAGCUGCAAGUGACAGCCAAAGCGAGGAUCGCCAUGCCAGGUGUCACAGACAAAGACAUCACGGCAAUUCAUGUCGCAUGCAACUCCCACUCGAAUGCUAUCGCCAAAAUAGGGAACCGGCGUUAUGCAGAGAAAUUUGCCGAAGUAGAAUAUGACGGUAUUGCGUUCAAGAACCAAAUAGGCAAUCCAUGGGAGUUAAUCCGCAGAGCUGUCCAUGCGGUAGUCGACAAAGUUCUCCCUGCCAUCCUCGAGAUCGAUGAAGAGACCAUUCGGAGGCAGGACACAGAACUAAUGGAGAUACCGCAAAGCGAGAUCGUCUCGGAGUUGCAUGGGAAGUCCCUAUUCCCAAUGCACAAGUCCGUUGACGAAAUCGCCCCAAGCAGCUUCACGGAGCAAAUGAAGAAAGACAAUUUCGAGGCAGCCUCUGGCACCGAAUUGACGAAGCUUCCGCCUACCAAGGCGUUUGUGAAGCCUAAUGAAGCUUUAGGGAAGAUCAAGCCUAGACUGAUCCAACACACAGGCCCACAAGGCACUGCUGCCGCGGCCUUGAUGAAUAAGACAGUCGAGCAGAUGAUCUUCCGGUUACCUUAUUUUGUCCAGCGCAGUAUCAAGGGCACCGACAACACUGGUGUCUGCGAGCGUGUCCGACUCUUUUACUACGAGUAUAAAUCGGGCGGCUUUGCAUCGACGGAUUUCGGGAGUUUCGACUCUUCGAUCACUGACAAGUGCACCGUCGACAGAAGCAAGCCAGGACUUAGAAGGAUAAUCGAGGAAGCUAUCAUGAAGGCUGUUACAAAUAAAUUUCCAGAGGCUUUCGACGUCAAAAAUGUUUCGAAAACAAGGUGGAAAAAGAAGGACAAGAUUUUGUUCGACACCUUAACACUGUUCACAGAGGUCCUCAUUAGGUACUCUGGAGACGGGUUGACAUCAGUUGGCAAUUACGCCAUCAAUUGGUUCGUCGACCGCUCCAUUUACUUUGUGCUUGAGAGGAUUUUCACUAUGUGGGAUAUGCGUGUCUACACCUUGAAAGAGAUCAUUCAAUUCCUGACAAACAUGAUAGAUGACCCUGAGUUCAUCAACCAAGUCCUUGAAGGAGUCAAGAAGAAAGCGACACGCCUCGCGGAGACCAUCAUACGCGUUUCGAAAGGUCUUCAUGUCACGAAGGAAGAUUCAGAGUUCCUGAACGGGGAGGGGGACGACAGACUCAAAGGAUUUCGUUGGGCCUUCAUCCAGAAAUUUGAGACGAAGGACAAGAAAGGAAAAGACGCCCGACAAGUCCUCGGAGUGAUGACGGCAGUCAUGUACACUGCCGCCGGCAUGAGUUUGGAACCUCAGGACCGCACAGGCCGGGUUAGUGCAGAGAAACUUAUUGACAAGUCACAGCGCAUCGAACUCAUCAGCCGGAUAUUCGUCCCACUCAAUGACGGAAAAGCGAUGAGGAGUUUUCCAAAGCUCCGAAAAACCUUCGCGGCCGCCACCAUCACCUUCAACGUAAACGACCCAUUCUUAACCGCAGCAGCGACGAAAAUGCUCUCCAUCAUGAUGAUGUGUGAGCAAUGCCCGUUGCAGUUCCCAUUCUACUCGCUGAUUUACCGGUACUACAGAGGCAGAAUCACCGACGAGACGAUUAUAACCGGUAAACGCAAGUAUGAGUGGUGGGAGCUCAAGCUGAUGCACCUCAUCACUGACAACGGGCUGCAGAACAGCAUGUCAGCAAUCUACGCCCACCUCAUGAACCGGGCUUACGGGUAUGUAUCUCCAGAAAUUGCUGAUGGAAUGCUUGAUGCAGUCGCAGCUGAGACGCGAUUGGCCAAGAAUGACUUGGUCUGCCUGAUAGACGCCCUAAAUGGAGCAAAAGGGGACGAUCUAGGAUCCGUCCAAGACCUGGUGCAGAGGGAAGCGGAUCCCGAGGCAGAAUCAGGCGAGAUUACGCCCAGCGGUGGUAUGGCACCCACCGUUGACCUCCCGGAAAUGAGCUGCGCCACUCUAGCCUGCCCCUCCACGUCUGACGUGUAUGCUGAGGGGUGGCGGAGGAGGCGCGGGACUACCUUUGGCCCUUGCAGCUGGGGGUGGGGGUCCCUGGUGGCACAGAAGCCGCCAUCCACACUGCCCGGCAAUGGCUGGAACUCUGGCCACGCGGAUAAAAUCCUGCUCAAGUUGGAUUUCCGCAACGCCUUUAACACCAUUGACCGGUCCGCCAUGCUGCGAGAGGCCCGUGCUCACCUGCCGGAAGUGGCGUGCUGGGCUGACUGGUGCUACGCUUCGCCCUCCCGCCUCCUUUUUGGCGAGCAUGUUGUGGAGUCUUCCUGCGGGUUGCAACAGGGGGAUCCGCUGGCCCCGAUACUCUUUGCGCUUACGCUGCAGCCAGCUCUCACUGCGACUGCAACCUCUGCCCCGCUUGACCUUUGCUUCGGGUUCUUAGACGACCUGUUGCUUGCUGGCACCAGCCGGCUGACCUCACGCGCGCUCGGGGUGCUUAGUGACGCCGCUGGGUCUGUUGGCCUUGUCUUGGAACCGAGCAAAUCUGAGGUCGUCAUCACGAACCCCACGAGCAGCGCCGACCUGCGCGGUCUUCCUGCUGGCUUCAUCCGACGCCGUGGAAAGUUUACCCUCCUUGGCGGUGCUGUGGGCGGGCCCGCCUUCUGCAACCAGCAUACCCAAACUCGUGUUGAUGGGGCUCGUCCCCUCCUCGAUGCCUUGGCCGCCCUGCCGGACCGACAGACCGGACUCCUUCUGCUUCGCCAUUGCUGCUCCUUCUGCAAAGUCACUCAUAGCACGCGUGUCACCCCGCCUGCCUUGCAAGAUGCCGCCCUUCGCUGCUUUGAUGAGCUGGUGCGCUCUUGCCUCGAAACAAUCGGGGGGCUUUCCAUGUCCGACGCUGCCUGGCGACAGGCCUCCCUCCGCAUUGCCACUGGCGGUCUUGGCUUCCGCCGAGCCUUCCGACACGCGCCCGCUACUUUUAUUGCAUCUGUGACCUCGUCCGAGGCUGCCUGCCAAAUCCUUGACGCCAACUACCGCAGCGACCUCUCGGCCCCAAUCGCCCAGUUCAAUGCGGCGGUUGCUGCGCAGCACGCCCUCCCCCAUGCCGUCGGGGCAGCCCGCCGCGCCCACUUCCGCCUCGUGCAACAGCCCGGAGCCGGAGCUUGGCUGUUAGCGCGGCCUGCCGAAGCGCUCGGCCUUUCGCUGGAACCGCAGCUGUUCCGCACGCUCCUCCACCUCCGCUUGCGUCUCCCUGCCACCAACGUCAUCAACGACAUCAUGGACGACAAGACUGCUGCCGCCACCCAGCGAUGGCAGCGCCUCAUGAUCCAGGCCAAGUACCAGUGGGAAGAUGACAUUCCUUUCCCAGUGACCAAGCGUGGCGUGCAGAAGCCAAGGGGAGAGAAGCGCAACGAGCGCAUCAUCUCGUCCCUGAAGAGCUACAUCAGCGGCUCCAAGGAGCUGCUGCAGUUCUUCUGA